Molecule: messenger RNA, 4958 nt
Organism: Carassius auratus (goldfish)
Lineage: Eukaryota; Metazoa; Chordata; Actinopteri; Cypriniformes; Cyprinidae
Gene: sgcd
Product: sarcoglycan, delta (dystrophin-associated glycoprotein)
Exons: 9
Coding region: 3640-4791 (383 amino acids)
Biological process (GO): heart contraction; cardiac muscle tissue development
Cellular component (GO): sarcolemma; sarcoglycan complex
Molecular function (GO): protein dimerization activity
Source: RefSeq, a predicted model, not a curated record
AAUAAUAAUAAAAAUAACAACUAUAGACAGUUACUAUAUAUAUAGUAUAUAUAGGCCUAUAUGCUGAUUGAUCAAAUUUCGUUUUGAGAUCUCUAGACCAGAACAUAACAUGCCCCAGAGCAGGUUGGCAUUGGAGUGAAAGUUACUAUGGCAAUAUAUAGUAUAUAUGUAUAUUUCUAAGCAAGAACAGUCAGUUUCUACAGAGAAUAAGUGAAUUGAUGCUGUUUAAACAAAAAAAUAAAACUACAAAAUGAAGGUAUUUGGUACAUAUUUGAAACACUGCAUUGAUAGUGGGAUGGUGUUGAUAUACCACUAGGGGUGGUGUGGUAAAGUGAAUAAAGAUCUGGGAUGUAGUUUUAAACCCCAAAAAGGAGUUUCAUUUAAAUAUCAUAGAUGUGUCAAUGAGCUAGACACUAAAGAUAAAGUUGUUUCAAGGGGACUGUUCUUAUAAAAGUUCCUUGUAAGUUACUUUGAAUGAAAUCAUCACUAUGAAAUCAUCACUAUGAAAACAUCAUCUAUUUUUUUUUUUUUUUUUUUAAGUCUGCAGAUAUACUCUCUUAAUCAAACACUUUCUGAUGCAAAAUCCGAGUUUUUUUAGCUUAGCUGUGUAUUGCUGUUUUCAGAAGAGAGAUGUUUGAAAAAUUGUGAAGUCUUAUGAAAAUGAAAAACCUUGCAUGAAAUCAUGACAUCAAAUAUUCUGUUUAGUUGCACAAAUUACAUUUAAAAUUGGCUUCUUGACUUAUUACUACUUCUGAAUUUCAGAGGUAAUUCUAUCAGGUCAUGUAAACAUUAAUAAUGAUAAUUUACAUCAUAUAAGACACAUAAUGUCAACUUACAGGUUUUGAGUGAAUAAAUAAUUAAUCCUUUGUUUGGUCCUUUAGAAAAAUAGUGCAAUAAUUGACAGGUCAUGGCUGAUCUUCUAUCAGUGAGCUUAUGCUGCUGUUUCUUAGCUGUGUUGAUGAGAAGUUAAUAGAAGUGAAUGUCCAUACAGCUGAGAUGAUGCAGUAAGGAAAUUAAAGUGUGCUUAUCUCCUUUGCCAGCUUCAAGCUGCUUACAGUGUAUGAAAUGGUUAGGAAACUUCAUGUGCUGAUGACUUUUGAUCAGUUCUGUGACACAUGACACUUGUCUACUGCAGUAGAAUUUUGUUUUGUAUCUGAAUAUUCUAAAUGAAUACAGACUCAGUUUUCUGCAAUGACAAUGCAAUUUUCUUUUAAUUUGCUCAAAAUAGGGCUGGUUCUAGAAAUUUGUGUAAACAGUUUUUUUUUUUUUACCCUAAGACUUUCAUUGUUGUACCACAUAUUAUUUUUUUUUUUAUUUUUGUAAUUUUUUUCUUUAGAUAAUUUCUCAAGGACCCUGCAUUCUUCAUGGCGUUCCACUAAUUUUGUCAGAAAAAUUGUGUACCUGCUUGCAUUCGCCAUGUAGAACAUAGUCAGUUUGUAGAUGCUAACUAAGGCUAAGUUCAUACUAUAAGACUUUAAACGUCGGCAGAUGGCUGUGUUGUUCAGACUACAUGACUUGAUUGUCUAUCUUGAAGUUGAUGUGGUGUUCACACUACGUGACACUACGUAAAUAAUCCGCAACAGGGGGUGACAAACUACACGUGCUGACAACAAUUCUUGCCUUCUACAAAUACCCACACUUGUGGUAUUUUCACUUGACCUCUUGACAACUUGACGUAUUUCCUGUAUUUGGUCCAAGUGAUAAAGUAAGCGAUGAAUACCACAAGUGUGUGUUGAACUUUUCAUUACCUGAUGGGAUACACUUACAGUGUUGUAAAAAUGCAAGUGUUUACAUUGCUUUAUAUUCAUUUUAAUUUUAAAUACUUUCCAUUUAAAAACAAACUUCUAAAUGCAUGUUCAGUAGUACCUAUAACUACUGACAUCAUUUAAUUUGUGGUGCUUCAAAUUAAGUGAUAAAAAGCAGUUGCAAAUAUUGUAAAAAUAAAUAUCACCACUGCUCAACUCAUCUUUGCAUAGAUAGAACAUAAAAGCACUGUUUUUUCUUCUAUCAAAAUAUAUGUGAUUUCUAAUGAUUUUAUUGAUAUUUACCUUACAUUGGAAAUUUUUCUAUGACGUCUCCCGAGAUCUCUGCAAAAAAGUCUCACAAUUUAUUUCCAGAACAUGAUGCAUGAUGGGAUACUCUAAGGCUCGAAGGCUUACCUCAAUCCAUGCCUUGCUCUCUCAUUGGCUGUAGCUUGUCGAGACACCUGCCACCGCGUGAUGUUGAGUCGGCUGACCGGUCCAGAUAUUUAGCAUGCUAGAUAUUUGUUUAGCUUCUGUGAGUCAGCUAGCCUCUUUAAUGCGUUGUUGAGUAGUUCACACAUAAAGAUUUGCAGGCGCUGAUCACCCGCUGAUUUUCCCCCAAUCAAAGCCCAACCUGUCGGCGAGAUUGUUAACUUGUUUUUUGUAAGUUUUUAAUAAGAUACUACAAAUAACUGUGCAAUAAAAUGUGAAGUGUUGCACAUUUUUAAUUGGUGCGGAGAUGAUUGUGUAUUUUGUUCUAAAAUGUUUGCAACUGCUUUUUAGCACUUAAUUAGAAGCAUCGUAAUUACUAAAUUGCAUUGUCUGUUACAUGGAUUAUCUUAGAGCAAAAUAUUGAAAAUUAAAAUAUGUAAAAAAUAAUGUGAUGCAAGUAUACAAGGGCAAGUGCAAAGACCAAAUGUGUGGGUACUGAGACAAGUCAACACAAACCAUGGUCAUUUGCUCUGCUGGUGAAUACUGUAACAACACCCUUUGAUUCUAAAAAGUAUUUUUCUAUUGACUGACCAACAUACAGUAUAUUGCUAAUAUUUCAUAAGAUAUUUCAACAGUGCUUCAACAAAUUCUGCCAGAACUAGCAUUUCCAGCCCCCAACCCCCCUUUUUUUGUAGACCUUCUUGACACGUUGACUGGUGACAGAACUAACUAACUAGUCGACAGUGUUGAGAGCCCAUGAUGUAUUUCUCUUCUUCUUUUUCUUACCCUCUCUUUAGCAUAGGCAAUACCUUAUUUCUUUCUCUUCUUUUUAUGCUAUUCAUGCUGUGUUCUCUAUGUCUGUCUUUCUCUCUCUCCCUCCUUUGGAUUUCGAAUCAUGAUCGCCUCUGCUGCAAAGAAAACUCCACCUACUCAGAGCUGCUAAUGUAGUCACUGACAGUGCAAGCUCUCUCCUGCGUGCUCUCUCUCUCUCUCUCUCUCUCUCUCUCUCUCUCUCUCUCUUUCUCUCCACUCCUUUCCCACAUAAAUAAAUAGCGUCAGAAGGAUGUGGGAGAAGAAAGAUGUUGCCGCCACUGGAAAAAGAAUAAUGUUGAGGAAGCUCACCCCUGUUUAUCUUAAACGCAUUCUUCUAGUCUGGGGAUUACAGGCACAUUCCCUCUGGAUUUCUUGCCCACUGAAGGAUGCUCUGUUCUGAUUGUGCACCUUCCGUACUAAAAGCGAGGACUAUUGGAGUUUUCUCACUGUUUCUACCUACCUGUCGGAGAACCACUGAUCUAGCCAGCCCAAGGAGCCCAUGGAGUCCAUCCCUGUGGUAGAUGGUCCACUUCAAAUUUAUGCUUGGCAAUAGAAAAAGAGGCAAAGAGAUUAGAAACACUGGCAACCGAUCAGCUCCAUGGUUUUCUGCUCCAUUUUAUCAAGGCUGUGAUUUUUGGCAUCUGAUUAAGAGAUGACCCAGGAACAGUGCCCUCAUAGAAACAAUGUCCAGAGUACUGAAAAACCACAAGUGUAUAAAGUGGGGAUCUAUGGUUGGCGGAAACGUUGCCUUUACUUCUUUGUCCUACUCCUCAUGAUCCUCAUAGUGGUCAACCUUGCUCUAACCAUCUGGAUCCUCAAAGUUAUGAACUUCACUAUAGACGGCAUGGGUCACCUGCGUAUCACAGAAAGAGGCCUGAAACUGGAGGGUGAUUCGGAAUUCCUUCAGCCACUAUAUGCCAAAGAAAUCCAGUCCAGACCAGGAAGCCCAUUGUUCCUUCAGUCAUCUAAGAAUGUGUCUGUCAACAUCCUCAAUGAGAAGAAGCAAGUAGUAUCUCAACUCACUGCAGGUUCCCAUGGAGUUCACGCAAGAGGCAAAAUGUUGGAAGUAAAAUCAAGUGCAGGAAAGCUGCUUUUCUCUGCUGAUGACCAUGAGGUGGUAGUUGGCGCAGAAAGAUUACGAGUUAUGGGAGCUGAGGGUGCAGUGUUCAGCAACUCGGUGGAGACCCCACAUGUGAGAGCUGAGCCCUUCAAAGAGUUACGGCUAGAGUCGCCUACACGUUCGCUAUACAUGGAGGCACCUAAAGGAGUGAAAAUAGAAGCUGAGGCAGGAGAUUUCCAAGCAACUUGUAGGAGCGAUUUACGCCUGGAGUCAAAAGAUGGAGAGAUCAGCUUGGAUGCCCGGAAAAUCAAGCUCCUACGCCUGCCGGAGGGAAAAGCCUCCCCCUCUGGAACUAGACAGACUGUCUUUGAGGGUCAAAGCAGUGAAGCCCAAGCGAACAGUUCCUCCUCAGAAGCGGAGCCAGGGCCAUCAGAGACCUCUCCUCCCCAGUCAAAUUCUGCCAUGGCAAUGGUAUUUGCAGAUAUUUUUAAAACAGAGAAAAGAAGAACAAAGCCUUUGUCAGACAUCAUUCAUGAAGAGGUCACCUCAUACAAAGCCACAGGCUGCAUCUCUGUGGAUGAAGACCCACUCGCAUGGUGGAAGAACAAUGAGCAUAAGUAUCCUCACAUUGCUAAGUUAGCCCAAUGUAACCUUGCUGUCCAAUGUACAUCUGUGCCAAGUGAACAUGUUUUCUCAAAAAUGUUUUUUAUCCAACAUUUUGAUAGCCAGCAUUUUUGUUUUUAAUAUUUAAAUAUAUACAGGGGCGCUUUAAUCUCUAGUUUCCAAAUACUGCACUUUAGUUUCAAGUGAAAGAAUGUAUCCUCACUCUCAGGGAAUAGAAGCAUUGCUUAUACUGUUCUUGUGUUAAGAUGUUUAAACUUAUGCUUGACUUCAUGAUUGUGGCCUUUGCU